AUGCACAUUUUAAGUUUCACUCUUUGUAUAUCUGUCUGGGAUGAGUUGACGCGAUGUCAGUCGGUCUCCACACAACCAGAACUAUGCUGUCAGCUGUUGUUCAAUGUACGUCCCUGUCCCAAACGGUUCCUUGUGUACUACUUGGGGCCAGGGGCCCCAUUUGGGUUAACUAUAAGGAAUAGGCCAGGGGCCCCAUUUGGGUUAACUAUAAGGAAUAGGCCAGGGGCCCCAUUUGGGUUAACUAUAAGGAGUAGGCCAGGGGCCCCAUUUGGGUUAACUAUGAGGAGUAGGCCAGGGGCCCCAUUUGGGUUAACUAUGAGGAGUAGGCCAGGGGCCCCAUUUGGGUUAACUAUAAGGAGUAGGCCAGGGGCCCCAUUUGGGUUAACUAUAAGGAGUAGGCCAGGGGCCCCAUUUGGGUUAACUAUAAGGAGUAGGCCAGGUGCCCCAUUUGGGUUAACUAUAAGGAGUAGGCCAGGGGCCCCAUUUGGGUUAACUGUAAGGAGUAGGCCAGGGGCCCCAUUUGGGUUAACUAUAAGGAGUAGGCCAGGGGCCCCAUUUGGGUUAACUAUACGGAAUAGACCAGGGGCCCCAUUUGGGUUAACUAUAAGGAGUAGGCCAGGGGCCCCAUUUGGGUUAACUAUAAGGAAUAGACCAGGGGCCCCAUUUGUGUUAACUAUAAGGAAUAGACCAGGGGCCCCAUUUGGGUUAACUAUAAGGAAUAGGCCAGGGGCCCCAUUUGGGUUAACUAUAAGGAGUAGGCCAGGGGCCCCAUUUGGGUUAACUAUAAGGAAUAGACCAGGGGCCCCAUUUGGGUUAACUAUAAGGAAUAGGCCAGGGGCCCCAUUUGGGUUAACUAUAAGGAAUAGGCCAGGGGCCCCAUUUGGGUUAACUAUAAGGAAUAGGCCAGGGGCCCCAUUUGGGUUAACUAUAAGGAAUAGGCCAGGGGCCCCAUUUGGGUUAACUAUAAGGAAUAGGCCAGGGGCCCCAUUUGGGUUAACUAUAAGGAAUAGGCCAGGGGCCCCAUUUGGGUUAACUAUAAGGAAUAGGCCAGGGGCCCCAUUUGGGUUAACUAUAAGGAAUAGACCAGGGUGCUACUUGGGACUCAUAUUUUAUAAAAGAGGCAUUAGCUGUGUUUGA
Oncorhynchus gorbuscha (pink salmon) is the source of this 1137-nucleotide messenger RNA. Its product is annotated as collagen alpha-1(III) chain-like. The transcript has 3 exons. NCBI's taxonomy places the organism in Eukaryota, Metazoa, Chordata, Actinopteri, Salmoniformes, Salmonidae. Bases 1 to 1137 code for a protein of 378 amino acids. The record is from RefSeq and is a predicted model, not a curated record.